This is a messenger RNA of Sitophilus oryzae (rice weevil), 566 nucleotides long. RefSeq names its product centromere protein S-like. Gene Ontology annotation, molecular function: chromatin binding; protein heterodimerization activity. Lineage: Eukaryota; Metazoa; Arthropoda; Insecta; Coleoptera; Curculionidae. Gene Ontology annotation, biological process: replication fork processing; resolution of meiotic recombination intermediates. The transcript is spliced from 4 exons. Gene Ontology annotation, cellular component: Fanconi anaemia nuclear complex; FANCM-MHF complex. The record is from RefSeq and is a predicted model, not a curated record. Bases 125 to 469 code for a protein of 114 amino acids.
CUCCAAUAUUAUUUACCAUUUAUCACAGCAUUUAUUUACCCAUGUCAGUGAUUGUACACAAUGUUUGUAAAUGCAAUUUUGUUUUUUUAAUAACGUUUUCAAGCACUAAAUAAUUUGUUUUGCAAUGACUACAGAACAAAAAAUCCGUCAAACAAUUUCAAACACUGCGAAAAAGGUAACUAACGAAUUCGGAAUAAAUUCUAAUAUCGAAUAUAGUGCUGAUGCAUUGAAUCUAAUAGGGGAAUUUGUAGUUAAUCAACUAGGAAUGUAUGCGAAUGAUUUGGAAACAUUUCAAAGGCACGCCAAAAGAACACAAAUUACAGUGGAUGAUGUGAAGUUGUUGGUGAGAAGAAAUGAUUCAUUGAAAGAAUUCGUAGAUGAAAAAAUCAAAGUUAUUUCGAAAAAUAAACCAGCUGAAGCUCCAACUACAAGCAAAAGAAAAAGAAAACCUACCGAUAGCACAAGCUAGACGGGUAUUUCAAUAAGUUUGUUAUAGAGAUAUGAAUCUAGUAUAAAUUGAAAAUUUUGUAUAAUACAUUUUAUAUUUUUGUAAUAAAAUAAUAAUA